This is a messenger RNA of Cicer arietinum (chickpea), 2358 nucleotides long. Its product is annotated as E3 ubiquitin-protein ligase RSL1-like. Gene Ontology annotation, biological process: protein ubiquitination. Lineage: Eukaryota; Viridiplantae; Streptophyta; Magnoliopsida; Fabales; Fabaceae. The record is from RefSeq and is a predicted model, not a curated record. Gene Ontology annotation, molecular function: zinc ion binding; ubiquitin-protein transferase activity; RNA-DNA hybrid ribonuclease activity.
CAGUAGGCCACGCUUAAUGCUCACGCCAUUAUUAACAAUAAUAACUGAAGAUUCAUGUGUCUCUGGCCACGUCUUAAUCAGAAUCAAAUCAAUAAUGCCAAAAUUGGAUUAUUAUGAAGCCAUAGAAGGUAUUUGUCAAUAGAUUAGGGUUUUACUAUUUUGUUGCAGAUAGUUUCAGAAUCACACCAUAAAAAUAUAAUAACACCAAAUUCCAUCCACAAACAGAAUCAUGGUAUUUUAGAAGUUUCACUUCAUUCACCGGGUAGGGAUUCAAUUUUGAUUUUCAAUACAUUAUAUGCCAAAGGGCCUUUUCGGGUGUGUGAUAUUUAGAAGAUUUGAGAUCGCAGGUUGCAAUUUUACAUGGAUUCCUUGGCGAAUGUAGUUGAAUUUGCUAAAUGGUGAAAUCGAGUUGUUGAAGUAAUGAUUCCUUGUACUCGAAGUUUACAAGGUUGAAAGCUUUAUCGAUUUAUUUGGUAAAAAGAUGGAGGGUAAUGCAAAUUUAGGUGGUAUUGGAAGAGAGGAAGAUGAGUUUUACAGUUGUUGUGAAGAUGAGGAAGAAGUGUGGAAGGAAACUCAAAAGGAAGAAAUGAAGGAUGAACUUGAUGAAUUUUCAGUGAAGAUGUUCUUCAAGGGUUUGGCAAUAUCUGGGGUUGAGAAUUCAGGUUCUGGGUUUUCUGGAAUUGGAGUGUUCAUGGAAAGAGCAUCAGGUCUGCCCAUUAUUCGGGUGCAAAAAAGGCUUGAUUUUUAUGCAGAGGAGCCACUGAUUGAUUACUUGGCACUCAUGGAUGGUUUGAUGGAAGCUAGAGAGAACAAGAUUCGCAGGGUUUAUGCUUUUACAGAUUCCGAAUUGUUGCAUCAUCGGAUAACAACAUUAGAUGAAACUAUUGAGAUGCCACUUUUGGUUGCACUGAGAGAAAGGAUUAUGGAACAUGCCAAUAAUUUUGAAGCUUUUACUCUGAAUCUUGUUCCAAGUAUUGAUCUUGAGCAGCCACUGCAACUAGCCAAAGUAGCAAUUGGACUUGUCUCUUUUCCGGUAAAUGGCAAGAGUUUACUCGAGAGCUGUUCUAUUUGUUGUGAGGACAAGCCACUGCCAAUUAUGGUCACCAUGAAGUGUCUACACAAGUUCUGUUCGCAUUGCUUGAGGGACUACGUUGAUAGAAAAGUCCAAUCUUGUCGAGCCCCUGUAAGAUGUCCUGAACCACGAUGCAAGUAUUACAUAUCUGCCUCCGAGUGUAGGUCUUUCCUACCAUUCACAUUGUUUGAAUCUUUUGAGAAAGCACUUGCAGAAGCAAAAUUACUCGAUUCAGAUAGGAUUUACUGUCCAUUUCCAGAUUGUUCUGUUCUCCUUGAUCCCCGUAAAUGUUUAACAGCCGGGGCUAGUUCAUCUAGUCAGACAAAGAGUUCUUGUGUUGAAUGUCCUGUUUGCCAGAGGUUUAUUUGUAUUGGCUGUAAGGUUCCCUGGCAUUCAUCCAUGAGCUGCGAAGAAUUUCAGAAUCUUCCGGAGGAGGAAAGAAAUGCUUCUGACAUUACUUUGCAUCGCCUUGCUCAGAUAAAAAGAUGGAAGCGCUGUCAGCAAUGUCGUCAGAUGAUUGAACUUAUUCAUGGUUGUUACCACAUGACAUGCUGGUGCGGUCACGAGUUUUGUUAUUCUUGUGGUGCUGAAUACAGGGAAGGUCGACAGACAUGUCAGUGUGUAUUUUGGGAUGAAGACAACUCCGAAGACUCAGUGUCUCACUCACUUCAAGAAUCAGAACAAUGGGCAUGGGAGACUUUCAAUUCUCUCCCCAUGAUCAUGGGUGCAUAUUCUGACCAAGAAAGAUCACAACUUGACCUUAUUCAAAGGUUUCUAGCUGGAGGUUUAGAUCUAAAUGAACAUCAUCCUAACCGAUCUCCUCCCCGCCGUACAGAGUCGUAUGUUGACCCAAUGAAGGAUCUACAGCAGUUUCCGUGGCUCGAGAGAUUUGUCUCUGUGAUAAGAGAUGACUAUGAAGAUUAUAUUCAAUGAAACUUCAGAUCUUUGUCUUCCUAAUGAGUUGCUCAAUUUCAAUCUCAACAAAACUUUGAUUGGAUGGAGAAAGAAUUUCUUCCUUUUUUUCAGUUUGCGUGAGGUGUAGCUGAAAUUGUGGCUUACCUUUUUCUUUCAUGUAAUUUCUUACAUUUGUUCCUCAUUGGGACAUCUUCGACCUAAGGUCCUUGGAUAUAACAUGGUGAAGAUGUUUUUAGUAAAGGAGCACAAUGAAGAAUUUGUUCAUGAUGGUUUUGAUAUAUGGUUCUGUGCUUCUAAUUCGAAUGAGGCUACAUCACCCUAAUAAUACUUUUAGGUCUCUGAUCUUGUCACAGUCGAGCCACUAUUUCAUA